Molecule: messenger RNA, 216 nt
Organism: Cladocopium goreaui
Lineage: Eukaryota; Dinophyceae; Suessiales; Symbiodiniaceae
Source: the annotation of a GenBank genome assembly
GUGCGUAAGAGGACAGCUCCAGACGCCGACCGGGUGAAGUCGAAUGCGGCGUUGAUUGCAGAGUUGCUGCGAAAGCGGCCGGAGGGCGGGAGGAAAGCGAAAGCCAGAAGAAGUUCGGAUCGGGCGAUUGAAUGUCUGACGCUGAGCACUCGCGUGGCAGCACAGAGGUUGUCUGGUGCACAGGAGGAGCAUUUGUCCGGGGACGAGGGCGACUAG